Messenger RNA from Paramuricea clavata, 4208 nucleotides. The record is from the annotation of a GenBank genome assembly. Lineage: Eukaryota; Metazoa; Cnidaria; Anthozoa; Malacalcyonacea; Plexauridae.
AUGGCUGCCAAAACAGGUAGGUUAAUUUACAUAUUUUAAUGUUUCUUUCGCAAUUAAUAUAACUCGUGUGGGGACAAAAUAUAACCUGGUCAGCGGCUUGGUCAGACAGAACUAAUUUAUGAUAAACUUAAAUAAUAACAAAGAAGUAAAAAGUAAACAAAGUGUGUUGAUAAAAUAAAGAUAUUUUAUACUAUAUACGGUGUGAAUUCUACAUUGGUGACCCCGUAUUUACUUCAUCAUUAUGACGACUCUGUCAAUAGUAUGUUAAUGUAUGCGAAAAAACUAGAACUGCACGUGACGUCAUAUCUAGGUCACGCCAUCUUUUAUAUAUUGCUUUUAACACAUGGUUUUACUGUUUACGUUGUUGUUACGAAAUGUAGAUCAUAAACUCAAAUAUCCGUGGUCCGACUGAAUGAUAUUCAAUAAUACUAACAGACUCCUUCUUCAUCAAGCAACUCGAACAAAACUCCGCCACCUACGGCCGCUACGAACGUCGUAGCUACGAACGCGGUGGCAGUUAAAAUUCCGCCAUUUUGGCCUUCCGACCCAGAGCUCUGGUUUGCACAAGUCAAAGCGCAAUUUUCGGUGAAGAAUAUGAUAUCACAAGGUACCAAAUUCGCUCAUGUCGUCGCGGCUUCAUCGACCAAAGCUGCCACUGAGGUUCGCGACCUGAUCCUUACGCCUCCUCCUACGAAUCCGUUCGACGUACUUAAAGCUACACUCACCGAGCGAGUGUCCCUUUCCAAGCGUCGAAAGAUCCAACAACUCUUACAGGCUGAAGAGUUAGGGGACCCAAAAUCAUCGCAACUGCUCCGACGCUUUCAAUAAUUACAUGGUACAUCCGGCAAAAAGCUUCUUCGUGAGCUUUUCCUACAGCGCCUGCCUUCGAAUGUCCAGAUUGAUUUGUUAUCAUAUCCAGACAAACCGUUGGCUGACUUAACUUGCUGCUGAUCCCAAGUUCGACAAGGAAGGUCUCUGUUGGUAUCACACCCCAUUUGGUACACAGGCUUCAAAAUGUCGUCAACCCUGUACCUAUACCGCGCCGGGAAACGACAAGCCCGAUCACCAGUAGAGGCGCACGUGACUUGGGCUUGCUCAAGCCACCUGUUGUAUGUGACGGACAAACAUUCAAAAACUCGGUUUCUAAUUGAUACAGGUGCCAAGGUCAGUGUUUUCCCAGCUACACAACAUGACAAGCGGUAUUGCAGAAAGGGGGUUUCUCUGACCGCGGGCUAACAAUUCGACAAUUCAUACCUAUAGCAAGCGUGAACUUUGCCUGGACCUUGGUCUUCACCGGCAGCUGAAGUGUUCUUUUCUCAUUGCAGAAGUGAACCAACCAAUUUUAGGUGCUUCCUGCGGUAUAUUCGGGUGUUGGUUGAUGUUGCCAACUCUUGUCUCGUAGAAGCAGCAACAUCAAUGAUUGUACCUGCACAGACCUCACCAUUCCGUUCCCUUUCUCUCAAUCGCAUAUCGCUAGCUAAACCCACCAAUGGGUUUGAUACCAUUUUUGCUGAGUUUCCAGUAGUCUGUAAACUCCGCAUCACCGAUCCAGCUGUUAAGCACAAUGUUCAGCACCAUAUUAUCGCGGCUGGACCGCCCACUUUUUGCGAAGGCUGGACCCCUUUCUCCUGAAAAAUCCGCAGCUGCAAAAACCGAGUUUGACCAGAUGCUGUCUUCUCACACGGUGUGCAAAUCAUCAAAUAACUGGGCAUCCCCACUUCAUAUGGUCCCAAAGUCGAACGGUGACUGGCGCCCCUGUGGUGACUAUCAAGCUCUCAAUGCAGCCACUAAACCAGACCCUGUGCCUCACGUUCAGGAUUUUUCUGCUCGCCUUGCUGGUUGUAAAAUCUUAUCCAAGAUUGACCUGGUUCGUGCAUACCACCAAAUUCCUGUUGCUCCUGAGGAUGUCUCUAAAACAGCAGUCAUUACACAAUUCUGCCUUCUUGAAUUCAAACGUAUGCCAUAUGGACUGCGCAAUGCGGCCCAGACAUUCCAACAAUUCAUGGAUGAAGUCUGCCGUGACCUGGGAUUUGUGUUUGUAUUCAUUGACGACAUCCUGGUUUUCAGCACCACACCCGAUCAACAUCGAUCAACAUUAGCGCCAGCUUUUUCAGCGACUGGAGCAUUACGGCUUAGUCAUUAAUCCUAAGAAGUGUGAGCUUGGCCGUUCACAGUUAUCAUUCGUAGGUCAUCAUGUCAGUGCCCAAGGGAUUUCCCCUCUUUCAUUCCGCAUCCAAGCUGUUGCAGAAUUUCCUCAACCUGUUGACAAGAAGAAGUUUCACAGGCUACAUCCUCUGCACAAACUAUUAUCCUCUACCAAUUUUAUUUGGUCUCCAGAAUGCGAGGAGCAUUCCAGUUCUGUAAAUCCGCCCUAGCUAGUGCAACACUGUUGGUUCAUCCGCAUUAUAAUGCACCAACCAGUAUAACAUCUGAUGCCUCAGAUCUAGCUGUGGGAGCCGUCCUUGAACAAUUUAUCUAUCAUGAGUGGCGCUCCAUCGGCUUCUUUUCUCGCAAGCUACAGCGGGCUUUUAAAAACACGUUACAGUACGUUUGACCGAGAGCUGCUAGGCGUUUACUUAGCCAUUCGUCAUUUUCGGUGGUUUAUCGAAGAUCGUGUGUUCCACGUGUACACUGAUCACAAACCAUUGACUUUUGCAAUCUCAAGUGAGUCAACCUAAUGCUCACUACGGCAAAUCCGGCAGUUGGCUUUUAUUUCUGAGUUUACCACCCACCUGCGACACGUCAAGGGUAAGAAUAACGCAGUGGCAGACGCGUCUUCCAGAAUCCAAAUCAAUGCCACCUCCUAUACCAAAAUUGACUUUCUGGCAAUGGCUCAAGCACAAGCUGAUGAUCAUGAAACCCAGUGCCUGAAAGCUGGCAUAACAAAUUUAAAGUUAGUGGAUGUUUUCCUUGAUAGCGAUGACAACCUUACACUUCUCUGUGACUCAUCUCAGGGUAAUAUUCUACCAGUAGUCCUAGAGUCUUUUUGUCGUGAGAUACUCAACCUGAUGCAUAAUUUUUCCAUCCAGGCGCUAGAUCCACCUGUAAGCGCUCGGUUUGUGUGGAACGGUCUCAAUCGUGAUGUUCGACGGUGGAUUCGAACUUGCAAUGCUUGCCAGCAAUCUAAAAUUCAUCGUCAUACUACAGCGCCGCUCCAGAAGUUCGAUAUCCCAGGUUUCACUGAGAUUUAGGUUGACAUUGUCGGCCCACUUCCGCUGUCUCGAGGGUUUACCUACCUGUUCACAUGCAUUUAUCGCUGCUCUCGGUGGAUUGAGGCUAUUCCGAUGGUCGACAUGACAGCGGAAAGCUGUGCACGUGCUCUGUUACAUGGUUGGAAAUCACGGUUUGGCCUGCCCAGGAGCAUAAUGUCGGAUUGUGGCCGGCAGUUUGAAUCCAAACUCUGGUCAUCUCUCAUUUUUCUUCUCAGGAUACAAUGCACCAGCAACGUCCUGUUCCCCCACAAAACUACGGUUUGCCUCCAUCUUAUACACCGCGUGCAUUACAACAAGCUACACAUGUUUACGUUAGGCACGAUGCAGUCAAAAGUGCGUUCCAACGACCCUACGACGGCCCAUUCCUAGUCAUCCAACGCACUGACAAGUUCUUUACGCUCAACACGAAUGGGUGCGGUGUCUCUAUCAACAGGCUCAAGCCAGCAUUCCUUGAGAAAAGGAACGACCCACCGCUCAAGCCAACCACACAUCCCAUGACACCUGUUUCUCCCGAUGCAAUUGAACCACUCUUGCCAACGGUAUUACCAACACCAUCUUUAACGACACGUUCUGGCCGUACGGUACGCUUACCAAGACGUUACCGCACUGGGGGGGGGGGCCUUGUAAGGGAAAAAAUAUAACCUGGUCAGCGGCUUGGUCAGACAGAACUAAUUUAUGAUAAACAUCAUGUUAGAACGAUAUUAGGUCUUUCGAUCGAACGAAAAAUAUUUGUAGAUAGUAAACAAAGUGUGUUGAUAAAAUAAAGAUAUUUUAUACUAUAUACAGUGUGAAUUCUACACUCGAUUUUCCGCUUAUUGUGUCUUAGUUACCUUAAUUAAAAAAAUUCAAUCUUAAAUACAUAAACCACAAGCUAUCUGAUUGAUCUAAAUUUAAUAAAACUUGGGCUGAGUAAAGAAAAAUUCGAGUAGGCAUUGAAUUAUUGAUAUUUAGGGGUUUUUGUGCCAAAAUGUUGUUUUCACCAUUCAUGGAGUGUAA